This is a messenger RNA of Psammomys obesus (fat sand rat), 975 nucleotides long. It is a transcript of the gene Tas2r3, whose product is annotated as taste 2 receptor member 3. The record is from RefSeq and is a predicted model, not a curated record. Gene Ontology annotation, molecular function: G protein-coupled receptor activity; bitter taste receptor activity. The transcript has a single exon. Bases 25 to 975 code for a protein of 316 amino acids. Gene Ontology annotation, biological process: detection of chemical stimulus involved in sensory perception of bitter taste; sensory perception of taste; G protein-coupled receptor signaling pathway. Gene Ontology annotation, cellular component: membrane. NCBI's taxonomy places the organism in Eukaryota, Metazoa, Chordata, Mammalia, Rodentia, Muridae.
GAUCAGGGUGGCCUAAAUCCUGACAUGUUGGGAGUCACUGAAGGGGUGUUCCUGGUUCUGAUUGUCACUGAGUUUAUUCUUGGAAAUCUGGUGAAUGGUUUCGUUGGGUUGGUCAAUGGCAGCCACUGGCUUAAGAGCAAGAAAAUGUCUUUGUCUGACUUCAUCAUCACCAGCUUGGCCCUCUUCAGGAUCAUUCUGCUGUGGAUCAUGUUUAUUGAUGGCCUUAUAAUAGUGUUCUCUUACCACACCCAUGACUCAGGGAUAAUGAUGCAACUCAUUGACAUUUUCUGGACAUUUACAAAUAACUUCAGUAUUUGGCUUGUCUCUUGUCUCAGUGUUUUCUACUGCCUAAAGAUAGCCAGUUUCUCCCACCCCACAUUCCUCUGGUUCAAAUGGAGAGCUUCCAGAGUGGUUGUUGGGAUGCUGUGGGGUGCACUGCUCUUAUCCUGUGUCUGUACCAUGUCUCUGAUGAAUGAAUUUAAGAUCUAUUCUGUCUUCAGCGGAAGCAAAGAAACACCCAAUAUGACUGAAUACAUCAGACUGAAAAGAAGUGAAUACAAUCUGACGCGUGUUCUUGGGAAUCUGUGGAAGCUUCCUCCCUUAAUUGUUUCCCUGACUGCCUCCUUCCUGCUCCUUUUCUCUUUGAGGAAGCACACACAGCAGAUGCAGCAAUACAAUAUUGGUUCCAGAGACCAGAAUACUGAGGCCCACGAAAAAGCCAUCAGAAUCAUCUUCUCCUCCCUCUUACUCUUCCUAUUCUACUUUCUUUCCUUUCUAAUUUUGUCAUUAAGUCGUUUCCUACCAGCCACCAAGACUGCCAGGAUAAUUGGUAUGGUAAUUACAAUGUCAUACUUCAUUGGUGACUCAUUUAUUCUCAUUCUAUGUAACAAGAAGCUGAAGCAGACAUUUGUGGCGAUGUUCCCAUGUGAGUGCGGUCAUUUGAAGCCUGGAUCUAAGGGACCCAUUGCUUCAUAA